Messenger RNA from Macrosteles quadrilineatus (aster leafhopper), 6256 nucleotides. Its product is annotated as prominin-like protein. NCBI's taxonomy places the organism in Eukaryota, Metazoa, Arthropoda, Insecta, Hemiptera, Cicadellidae. Gene Ontology annotation, cellular component: membrane. Bases 122 to 3070 code for a protein of 982 amino acids. The record is from RefSeq and is a predicted model, not a curated record. The transcript has 23 exons.
CGCGAGUCCGAGUCCGAGUCAGAGCUCCCUCUUUGUUGAGUUCGGAUGUCAGUCGCUUUGUCUUUGUUUAGUUAUGAAUUACAAAUGAUUUUUGGUCGUUUAUUAGUUAUAUUUAACUAAAAUGUUAGCGUCCAAGUCCGGACUACCGGACAGUUUCAAAAUGUUGAUAGUUAGUGCUGUGAUUUGUGUGAUACUAGUGCGAGAAUCGUCUUGUGUCGUAUCCCGUAAACAACAACAAAGGCUUCUUCAGCUAGCCCAAAAACAGAACUACAAUGUUCCCACUAGUAAUCCGAAUGUACCUAGCUAUCAGGAAUUGAAUUUGCCUUUCGAGCAAAUUAAAUACAGUGUCGCCGAUGUAUCAAAUGAUUACAACAGCACCACAAAACAUUACCCAAGAGGAAUGGGACAUCUCUACUUCAUCACGAAAACCUUCAUGAACAUCAUCUUUCCUGGGGAGCUAUAUCCUGAAGGUAUUAUAAGGACACGUCCCACCGAUGGAAGAUUGGAUGUCGCUGAUAUACAGGAGGAAUGGAGGGCUCUAGUCAGACAUUACGGUCUACUAGCACUAGUGGUUCUGGUGGGACUGGUGUUUGUCGUGGUGGUACCCGUGGUCGGGUUGUUCUUCUGUUGUUGCCGUUGCGCCGGUCGUUGUGGCGCCAGGAGUCAACCCUUUGAGAAGCGCUAUGAUCCUUGCAGACGACACACCAACGGCUUCUUCCUCAGCUGCAUCACCAUUAUGAUAGCGUUCGGAGUAGUUUGCGCUUUUGUGACCAACGAGUAUUUGGAAACUGGGACUCGCUCUUUGCCCAAUGAUCUCAAAACAUCACUCACCGACACUGAUCUCUAUCUCAACAACACAAAGAAGGAGGUUAAUAACUUGCUGGUCACCAACUACGGGGAAUUGGAGACAACUUUAAACACUAUUCUACACAAGAGCGGGGAGAUUAUGAAAGAGCAGUUAGGAGAAGUAUCUAAGGCUGAGGUGAUAUCCAACCUGACUACGAUUGUCAAAGGACUGAGUAUCAUCAGAAGUGACCUGUCCAACAUAGACAGUCUCUCUGUGCAGUUGAAGGACAAGGCUAUAGAGCUAGAGCAAGCUCUACGAGAGACUCGGGAGAAUCUGAUGGAGAAGCUGCGUCAAUGUCAGUCCCAGCCAGCUUGUAUAGAGUUUCUGAGAACUUACAACAUCACACAUCUCAACAUUGAGACUGACUUUGCUCAUCUACUUGAGAAAUAUAUACCAAAGCUGCCCAAUGUAACUGCCAGUCUACAGAAUGUCUCUGCGCUGCUGGAGAGUGACAUAGAGCAGGAGGUCACUAAGGGGCAGCAGGAGUUUGAGAAGGUCCGGGACCACAUACAGAGGAUAGUGGACGAAGGCAAACCACUCAUAUCUGAUGCCAUCAAGCGAGCUGGUAUUGUUUGCAAGGAAGGUGCAGACAAGAUCACUAACAUGUUGGAUAGAGCCAGAGACAUAAUGUUGACUCAAAGUAAGGAGCCAAUUCAUGUGGGAGAACAGUUCCUUCACGAGUAUGGACCUUACCAACACUACCUGGGACUGGGUGUCAGCUGUACGUUGUUGGUGGUGCUGUCUUGUCUGACGUUCGGACUGUUCUGCGGCUACUGCGGCAAGCGGCCUGACGGAGGCUACAACGAUGACUGUUGUGAUAAAGGCACUGGCGCGAGGUUUCUUAUGCUGGGUGUCUGGGUGAUGUUCCUGUCCUGGGCUGUGCUGAUGGUGGUGACAGUGUUCUACUUCAUGACUGGUGUGCUAGCUGACCGCGCCGUAUGCUACACCAUGCGCCAUCCAGAGAGUAGACUGUUCCAGCUGGUGGACCAGCAGGUGCCACUGAGACUGUACGGCUCACCACAGAGACCUGUGCCUCCACUCCGGCUCAGCAGCAUUGUUAGGAAGUGCCACGCAAAUGAGAGUCUGUACAAUGUGUUGGAGCUACGUCACCUGGUGGACAUCUCUAAAUACCCUCAACUGCCGCAGGAGUUUGGCAUCAACCACCGGAUUGAGGAACUGACCGGAAAAAUCAGGUUGGAAAACCACGUGGAUAUCUUGACUCCUAGCGCCAAACAACAACUCAUCCGAUUGGCCAACUCACCACUAAACCAGUUCAAUCUGACAAUCUACACUAAAGUUCUCAAUGAGAAGAUAACGUCGAUAGAUCUGAUGACAUUAGCCAACGCCAUUGCUGAGACAGCUAAGAAACUACCUCCGUCUCAGAUAAAGAUCAAAAACUCACUGAUGUUCCAAGCACAGUACCUUGAGCUCCACCAGCAGAAUCAGGUGUCUGCGAUGCACAAACUCGUGGUGGACCUGAAUGAGAAUGCUGCUAACCUGACAGAUCACCUUCGUUUCAACGAGCCAUCCCUCAAGUUGGCCGUAGAGAAGAUGCUGCGACAAGUGGAGGCCGCCCAGCACAUGCUCAAUGAGAAGGGACCUCAGAUCAUAUCCAAGAUUGCCGCAGACUUUGCCUCAGAGUUCACUGUCCACAUCACAGACUACAUGAACCGCGUGGUUGAUCAGGUGGAGACCAGUGUAGGCAAGUGUUGGCCGAUCUCACAGGUGUAUAAUGCCACCAUCACCACCACAUGCAGCAAGAUACUGGACCCCUACAACGGCUUCUGGGCUAGUGUAGGCUUCAUUCUGGUGCUGUUCAUUCCAUCAAUAAUUCUCUCUGUGAAGUUGGCUGCACUGUAUCAAAAGUCUGAUCCUUACCCGGGACCUCUAGUUGAGGCUGAGUACCUGUAUGAUGCUUACGCUGAUCGCGACAACAUUCCUUUGGCUAACGUGAAUGAGAAGAAGAAGAAAAAGCCACAGCAGCGUUAUGUCGCUGAGCCAUACGACAACAGCGGCGCCAGCGGGGCUGGCUCUGGCGCAGAGAGAAGCCGAAGUUCUGGCGCAACCAGCAGUGAGCCUCGUUUCACAGAUAUGGCGCCAAAGCACUGGGAUUUCCCCAACAUGGGGGGGCCGCCCCGCUACAACAGCAGCCCGUUGUCCACUGAGUAUGAGAGACCUCCGCCAUACUACUACCCAGGCCCUAGCCCAACGCCUCGUUCGUAGAUCUUCAUCUUUCCCUCCGAUAUCAGCUGUUUUUGUUUUACGAUUCGACUCACUUGUUUUUAACUAUGUGUUUUUAUAAUUUGAUUAAUUCGUAUCGCUGCAUUGGUGUUUUCGGUCGUCUAAUUUUCCCCAGUGCCAGAUAUCUGUGGUAUUAUUUUUAUUGUUGCUAUUUCGCCAAAAACCUUUGUCUGACGAGUAAAUUUUCUUUUAUUUCGCUAAAAUGAUGUAGAAUAAUUUGGUUGUUGGACAUUGGUUUGUGAAGUUUUUUGUUUGUUCCUUUUCGCUUUAUCAAUUUGUUUGUAAUAUUUUUGCAAUAUUAUUCUAAUUUGUAAAUACUCGAGUCUUACAGUUUACUUGCGAAUGUCUUUUUCAGUAAAAAUAGUUUACAAUGCUGUAGAUUAGGUUGCGGUAAGAAGAAGAAAUUUUUACCUUGUGGCAAAUGGGAAUCGGGAUUCUAUCAGUUGUAGCAACCAUACCAAUAAAGCUUCCUUGUUUGAAAUUCUUAAGAAUUGUUCUAAGCAUCAGAAACAGUAUAAGCGUUCUUCCUACCUAAACCUUAAUCGUCAAUUAUGAUAAUUCUCUAUGUAUUUAAUACGUUUCUACAUCAGCAUGUAGCUAUAGGGUAGUUUUCUCCGUUUGUUACUUUAAAUUGUAACUUUUGUCGAGCCGUAUGCAUUUGCCGAAAAAUUGUAAAUAUAAAGUCCUCAGACUGAAAUGAUAUUCUUUUGUAUUUAUCUUAGUUGUUGUAAUUUAGUGAUAUCAUAAUAUAAGCUGCGAAUACAAUAGCUGUAUUUGUGAAUCUGUAGAAAAUAUAGUUGUUUAUUUAUAUAAGAAUGAGUGAUUUAUGAGAACUAUUCUUUUAGUUAUUAAGUUGGCAACACAUCAACAAAACAGUAAGACUAAAAAUAAUUGUCCGUUGACAGUUCUGCCAACUCACUGUUUUCUUUCAAACAAUUUUUAAUGUUUGUUUUUUAAACCGAUUAAAACACAAGCGUUGACGCUUUUGUAUAUUCAGUUAUGCUUUUUGUGUUUAGGCAAAAGAUUAAAACUGUGUAAAGUAAUAGUCCAUGACUUUUGAAUGUAUUUUUAAUUAUGUUAAGUUGUUGCAAGAAUAAAUUAAAUUGAGUGUUUUAGGUAUUUUUUAUCUUUUCCUCAAUACAUUGCUUACACAAAUUUCAAACCUAAAUUAGUCAAGUAAGUAACAAUAAAAAUAAAUAAUAGAUGACAUUAUAGUGGGAGUAAAUGUAGCGUAAAUAAAUUCAAUGUUGUACAAAUAUUGCAAACAUAAUUAUUCUGCUUAGUACUGUAUUUUAUAAAUAUUUUAAUAUUAGGUGUUUCAAAUUGUCUUUCAAUAUAUGUCUAUAUCGCAUUUUAAAAUAAAUAGUUAUACCCAGUGCGCAUUUAAUGGUAUUAAGCAGAGAGAUGGUUCUUAAGUGUGCUUGGUAAAUAGGAUUCUAGACAAGAGAAAUGAAGAAAUCGAAUCUCAAGUGUUAUAAGUUAAAGUUUAAAUGUCUCUUUAUUUUACUUUACAAGCUUUAAGAAGCAUCUCUCUUAAGUUAAUAUGCAUAUUACAUAAACGAUAAGUUGGGAAUUGGGUUGUGUAUUUUCCCCAAUGCUCAUUAACAUUCAAAAUUGGUUUGAAAAACUGUUUGGAAUCAUACAAAUAUUUUCAAAAUCCACUUUAAAUUUAAAUUGAUUGUAUGUACAAUAAGUAGGUACUCUAAAUAAAAAAUUUAAAAAAUUUUUACUUAAUAAUUUUUGAUUGUUGUUUGUGCUUUUUAAACCUAGAUUUUUAAUGCAUUUUACAUUGCAGUAAUAACAUCAUAAAUUGCUUUGUAGAUUUUGAUGCAAAGAUAUUUAAGAAAAAAUUGAAAUUUUUUUUGCAGUUCUGUUCAGAGAUUCUUACUUAACUGUUUUCUUUCGUUUUCCAAUGGAUUCCUAAAAAUGAAUUGUACAAGGUAGAAUAAUGGAGUAAUUAUUUGAAAAAAAUGAUAAACACUAUUUAUUGGAUUCAUCCGGUAAAAGUUUUCAUACAAAGUUUGAUGUAAUAUGUAUAUUAUCUGAAAUACCCAAUAAACUAUAAAAUGUCCAAUAUUGUAGCAAAAAGACAUUGACUUUUCUGCAUGUGUAUUGAUUAGUAAUCAUGUUGUAGAUAUUAUCAUCAUGCCAUUCCAUAAAGAACAUCCCACCGCUUAGCAAACUUGUGCUUUUAAUACAUCAUUUCAGCUUCAUAAUUAACUUUGUUAGAGGUGUGAAAAAUAUUUUUGUUUUUUUUCAUUCUAACUCAGAAUUACUUUUACAAAAAAGGGUAAAGUCCCAAACUCUAAUUUUCUCCUAUAACCUAGCUGAACUUUGCGCCUUUUCAAAAACACUAAUUUUUUUAUGAAAACUCUACGAAGUGGCUAAAUGUUAAUUCAUAAAUAAUAAAAAGCGCCUAAAGUCACUAAGUUAAUUGACUAUUUAUUUAUUUAUCAAACAUUGUUAAGGAAAUUGCAACUAACUCUGAAACCAUGUUACCCCUUUAAUCAUGUCACUAAACUUUAAAUUAGCAAUCACUUUUUAUCUAAUUAAAACGCAAAAGAAAAAAUUCAGUCUCACACAUUUUAACAAUUUAACAAUAUAUAAGAUUUGUAUUCACAACCCUUAUCAUUGGUCAUUGUGUGCAGCACUUCCUUUUCACGUUAACCUCAUUCAAAGUACUGUAAAUAUUAUGGAUAAAUUUCAAAACAUAUACUUCGGUUGUAUGCAAUUUCAUUUUUUGUCGAUUUUAAAGUGUGCAUUAUUUACGCACAAAUUUUAUUUUGUAAGUAAAACUUGUCAAAAAUUACCUUGUGUUAAAAAACAUAGUUUUUGUUUUUAGAAUUUGUUACAGUGAAUUUUCUUUAGAAAAAUGUUGAUACUUGAUAAUUUUUAUGUUUAUGAAAAAAGUUAAUUUUUAUUUUUAGAUUGAAUCUUUCCAAGUCUUUAAGCACAUCUACUCACUGCACUUUCCUCCAAAUGUUGCAGUUUUCAAUUUUUAGUAGAAUAGUCGGCAUCCCUCCUAAUCCAAAGAUUCUAUUUUUGAAUUGUGUUCCCCGAACACUCUGAAUGUAUAUUUUGAAACAGAUGUAAAGUGGUUUGCUAUUUUUCAUAGAAUGUACACUAACAAGGACAAAGUGACAAAGUAAAUUGUAUUUUAUGUCUGUA